CGGCUCCACCUGUCUCAUCCCGGGGAUCUGCGUUAGCAGUCACUAGUCGCCCCGCCAGCCCAGGAAGUGAAGCAGGCUCCCAGCAAGGCAGCAACUUCACAGACGGAACAGGGAGGAAAAUGAAGCUCCCGAUUUUCAUAGCAGAUGCAUUCACAGCAACAGCUUUCCGGGGCAAUCCUGCUGCCGUCUGCCUCCUGGAAAAUACGUUGGAUGAUGAUUCUCAUCAACUCAUUGCACGAGAAAUGAACCUCUCUGAAACCGCGUUUGUUCGAAAACUGCAACCGACUGACAACUUCACACAAAGUUCCCACUUUGGACUGAGGUGGUUUACUCCAGAGAGUGAGUUCCCGCUGUGUGGUCACGCCACCCUGGCCUCUGCAGCUGUGCUGUUUCACAAAAUAAAGAACACAAACAGCACUCUGACCUUCACCACUAUGAGCGGGGAGCUAAAGGCCAGAAGAGCAGAGGACGGGAUUGUCUUGGACUUUCCUCUCUACCCAGCCUUCCCCCAGGACUUCCAUGAGGUGGAAGACUUGAUAAAGGCAGCCAUAGGGGACACCCUGGUUCAGGAUAUCCGGUACUCUCCAGACACCAAAAACCUCAUGGUCCGGCUCAGCGAUUCUUACGACAGGUCCUUUCUGGAGACCCUGAGGGUGAACACAGAACCUCUGCCUCGAAUGGAAAAGACAGGGAGGGUGAAAGGACUCAUUCUCACUCUCAGAGGAGAGCCUGGGGGGCAGACACCCCACUAUGACUUCUACUCCCGGUACUUUGCGCCAUGGGUUGGUGUGGCUGAAGACCCGGUAACAGGGUCUGCCCACACUAUUCUUGGCCCCUACUGGUCUGAGGAGCUGGGGAAGAAAGACAUGAGAGCCUUUCAGUGUUCCCGCCGAGGAGGAGAACUGGACAUUGCCCUGCGACCUGAUGGACGAGUUGACCUGAAGGGUGGCGCGGCUAUUGUCUUGGAGGGCACGCUGACGGUCUAGAGACUUA
Microtus ochrogaster (prairie vole) is the source of this 993-nucleotide messenger RNA. RefSeq names its product phenazine biosynthesis-like domain-containing protein 2. Gene Ontology annotation, molecular function: isomerase activity. Gene Ontology annotation, biological process: biosynthetic process. Gene Ontology annotation, cellular component: cytoplasm. Lineage: Eukaryota; Metazoa; Chordata; Mammalia; Rodentia; Cricetidae. The record is from RefSeq and is a predicted model, not a curated record.